AUGGAAACGUCAAGGCCCUCGGGAUCGAUUGACGAUCGACGUCUGUGGGGGAUGGUACAUGACAUGCAAGUUACGAUGCCCAACCUCUCGACGAGGUUCCGUCGAAAAGAUCCUCGUGUGAAGCUCCAGGCGUGUUCAAUGAUGCUUCAAGUAGUUCGAAAGUCAAACUUCAGUCAUCUCGAUGAGUUCAGCUUCCAAGAUUCUCUCAUUUUCUUCAACUCCUCAGGCGGGAGGCAGGAGGUGAGCCUCAAGCAGCUCGCUCUUGUCUGCAUCCUCAUCUCGUCAAAGAUCUUUGACGCAAGACCAGUGAACUCAAAGUUGCUCAAUCUGCAUCCUUACUUUACAGAUGUCGGGGCGAACCAUAUAGCGAGCUUAGAGCUGCAGGUCUUGACGCUACUUGACCAUGAUGUCUCCCGACCUCUCGUGGUGCUGCUGUAUGAUGAGGCCAUGAGCCUUGCGGACGAGGAGGACGAGGAGGACGACGACUCGCUCGCAGUAUUGAGCUGCCGAGUGUUGGACGUCCUGUACAUCUUCUUCAGCGGCAACGAAGGGCUCGGCGUGCUGGCCAACGUUCCCUUCGAUCUGCUGGCAAAUGCCGUCUAUGCCGCUGCUUUCUCGCUUGUCAUCUGCAAUGAAGUCGAGCAGCCUCUCGGGUCGCUCCUCUACUGCCUGGCAGCUCACCAGCGACUCGCUCCAUUCUGGACGGUCGCAGACCUCCAGCUCGUCGCCAACGUUCUGCUGGACAAUGUCCUGACAGACGCGCAGGCUUACAGGUUCAAGCUCGUGGAGGAGGAAGAGCCGCAGGACGUGAACAACUUGAGGCAGCGCAAGUGA
Guillardia theta CCMP2712 is the source of this 834-nucleotide messenger RNA. RefSeq lists its product as hypothetical. Bases 1 to 834 code for a protein of 277 amino acids. The record is from RefSeq and is a predicted model, not a curated record. NCBI's taxonomy places the organism in Eukaryota, Cryptophyceae, Pyrenomonadales, Geminigeraceae. The transcript has 6 exons.